GCAUCCUUCCUCUCCUUCCUGGAAAAAGCCAUGUCUGUUCUCGUCGUCUUCUUCGAAAGCCUAGACAAUCGAUUUUCUUUUCCAUAAUUACAUAAUUUUAUGGUGGUCAAUGUUGAGAUGCGAGUGACACCAACAAUCAUUUCCUUUUUUUUUUUUUUUGUACCGAUUUAAUGCCACCGUGGUUUUUCAAAUAUAUGGGCACAUGUUCUUUGACGGUAACCGGAAGAAGAUAAGGGUAUAAAUUUGAAUCGAAGAAGGAGAGGAGAGAAAGUCAUUAUAGGAAAAUCAAGCUAAAUUGCGGCAUCAAUGGCUAAAAUUCGCUUGCUCAUAUCCGAUUUCAUCGUCUCCUUCAUGUGGGUAUGGUCGGGUGUUUUAAUCAAGAUCUUCGUGCAUAGAGUUCUGGGCUUGGGGCAUGAACCGAGAGCUGAGAUUAUCAGGGGUGCCAUGGCGAUCGUCAACAUGUUCUUCUUUGCGUUUUUGGGCAAAGUAGGCAAAGGAGCAUCUUACAAUCCUUUGACUGUCUUAGCUCCUGCGGUUUCCGGGGAUUUCAGUAGCUUUCUCUUCUCUCUUGGUUGUAGAAUUCCUGUUCAGGUAAUUGGAUCUAUUGUUGGGGUUAGGUUCAUUCUUGAGACCAUCCCUGAAGCAGGGCUUGGACCUCGUUUGAAAGUCGACAUUCAUCAAGGUGCAUUAACAGAAGGGUUCCUGACAUUUGCAAUUGUUAUGAUAUCAUUGGGGCUUGCAGCGAAAAUCCCUGGAAGUUUUUUCAUGAAGACUUGGAUCUCAAGUGUCUCAAAGUUGGCUCUCCAUAUUCUUGGCUCUGAUCUCACCGGUGGAUGCAUGAACCCAGCAUCUGUGAUGGGAUGGGCGUUUGCUCGCGGGGAUCAUAUAACGAAGGAGCAUAUAUUCGUAUACUGGCUUGCUCCAGUAGAGGCAACACUGCUGGCAGUUUGGACAUUUAAGUUGGUAACUAAGUCUCUAACAGAAGACAAAGCAAAGCUUAAGGCUAAAUCAGAAUAAUGGGGAAAAAAUAUGAUGCUUCUUAGAAUCUGUUUCUUCAAAUCCUAAGUGUGAGCUCUGGAGAAGGCAAGAACAGGAGUUCAGAGGAAUUCAUUCUUUGUUUAUGGGAUUUGAUUAUGGUAUCCUUGGGAAAUUAGUCUUUGUAUAUGCUUAUCAUUAGAUGUAGUUAUUUUAAUUUAUAUUUAACAAAGCCAACGGAUGAAUAAAUACAAGAGGACAAUGCAUCCUCUGGUGUAAACUUCUUUGAAUUUGUAUAUUUCUCAUAUUUUCUCA
Molecule: messenger RNA, 1290 nt
Organism: Carica papaya (papaya)
Lineage: Eukaryota; Viridiplantae; Streptophyta; Magnoliopsida; Brassicales; Caricaceae
Gene: SIP2;1
Product: small and basic intrinsic protein 2;1
Biological process (GO): transmembrane transport
Cellular component (GO): membrane
Molecular function (GO): channel activity
Source: RefSeq, a predicted model, not a curated record